ACCUGCAUUAUGCAGAUGACACAACCUUGCUUGCUGAAAGUGAAGAGGACUUGAACCACUUACUAAUGAAGAUCAAAGACCACAGCCUUCAGUAUGGAUUGCACCUCACCAUAAAGAAAACAAAAAUCCUCACAACUGGACCAAUGAGCAACAUCAUGAUGAACUUAGAAAAGAUUGAAGUUGUCAAGGAUUUCAUUUUACUUGGAUGCACAAUCAACACCCAUGGAAGCAGCAGUCAAGAAAUCAAAAGACGCAUUGCAUUGGGCAAAUCUGCUGCAAAGGACCUCUUCAAAGUGCUGAAGAGCAAAGAUGUCACCCUGAAGACUAAGGUGUGCAUGACCCAAGCCAUGGUAUUUUUAAUCGCAUCAUAUGCAUGUGAAAGCUGGACAAUGAAUAAAGAAGACCAAAGAAGAGUUGAUGCCUUUGAAUUGUGUUGGCGAAGAAUAUUGAAUAUACCGUGGACUGCCAAAAGAACAAACAAAUCUGUCUUGGAAGAAGUGUGGCCAGAAUGCUCCUUAGAGGCAAGGAUGGCGAGACUGCGUCUUACAUACUUUGGACAUGUUGUCAGGAGGGGUCAGUCCCUGCAGAAGGACAUCAUGCUUGGUAGAGUACAGGGUCAGUGGAAGAGAGGAAAACCCUCGAUGAGGUGGAUUGACACAGUGGCUGCAACCAUGAGCUGAAGCAUAAUAACGAUUGUAAGGAUGGCAUAGAUCGGGCAGUGUUUCAUUCUGUUGUGCAGGGGAUCACUAUGAGUCGGAACCGACUUGAUGUCACGUAACAACAACAACAACAAAGUUUGAGGUCACGUUGCCUGAACUGACCUGGAGAAGGAAUUCUGUACUCCCCAGUGUGGCAUUCAAGACCUUUUAUAAUCUGACCCCAAGCUAGUUUUCUGGGAUUAACUUCUCAACUUCUACUCUGGCCUUUCUAUGUGCCACAACAUAAACACACUCAUAUGUACAUGCACACACACACACACACACACACACGCCUACGUAGGCAUCCUUCACUCCCUGCCCCUCCUGUAUGCUCUACCUUUGGGGCACUCUUGUGUUAACACUAGAAGGCCUUUUUAAUGUGUCUUGGUUUUAUGAAAUCUGAUUCAUCCUUCAAUGAUUAGAUCAAAUGCUCUCUGUCCUGCAAUACCAUGAUUCUCCUUUGCAUGUGGGGUAUACAUUAAAAAUUCAGGCACCCACAUCACCAUCCAUGCCUGUGGACCCCAGAUUUUCUGGGGGUUGGGUCUGGGAAUCUAUAGUUUUAUCACGUUCCUAAGGUGAUUUUUGGGGCCCUGGUGGCGCAGUGGUUAAGCAUUUGGCUGCCAACCAAAAGGCCAGCAAUUCGAACCCACCAGCUGCUCCUUGGAAACCCCAUGGCGCAGUUCUGCUCAGUUCUAUAGGGUGGUUCUGAGUCAGAAUCAACUUGAUGGCGAUGGGUUCAGAUGAUUAUUAUACUAAGAAGGAAGCUAACGUUUACUGAAUACUUAUUGAUAUGUCGGGCACUGUCCUGGGUGUUUUCAUGUGCACAAAAUUAGGACAUUUAACCUUCGUAUUAAUUUCAGGAAGUAGGCAUCACCAUCAUUUCCUUUAUGAAGAAGAAACUGAAGCUCAGAUUGGUUAAGAAACUUGCCUAAAGAUGCACAGAUGAUGAGUGGGAAAGUGGCCAUUCAGAAGGAAGACUUGCAGAAGUACCAUAACAGAGACACCUGGUUCCAGCUGCAGCAUGUCGACGCUGACUCAGAAGUGCAGGGCAAGGUCCACCUGGAGAUGAGGCUAAGCGAGGUCAUCACAGACACCGGCGUCGUUUGCCAUAAACUCGCUACACGCAUCUUCGAGUGCCAAGGUCUCCCCAUAGUGAAUGGACAGUGUGAUCCUUAUGCCACUGUGACAUUAGCAGGACCAUACAGAUCGGAAGCAAAGAAGACAAAAGUGAAAAAGAAGACCAACAACCCCCAGUUUGAUGAAGUGUUUUAUUUUGAGGUGACCAGACCCUGUAGCUACAGCAAAAAAUCCCACUUUGACUUUGAGGAGGAGGAUGUAGACAAACUUGAAAUUAGAGUUGACCUCUGGAAUGCCAGUAACUUGAAAUUUGGAGAUGAGUUUCUGGGAGAACUAAGGAUCCCACUGAAAGUGCUCCGGCAGUCCAGCUCCUACGAGGCAUGGUAUUUCCUUCAACCCCGGGAUAACGGCAGUAAGAGCCUGAAACCGGGUGAUCUGGGGUCCUUAAGGUUGAACGUGGUUUACACGGAGGACCACGUUUUCUCCUCAGACUAUUACAGGCCUCUCCGGGACCUCCUGCUAAAGUCUGCAGAUGUGGAGCCUGUGUCUGCAUCUGCGGCCCAUAUUUUGGGCGAAGUUUGUAGAGAAAAGCAGGAGGCAGCGAUCCCACUGGUGCGACUCUUCCUACACUAUGGCAAGAUUGUGCCGUUCAUCAGCGCCAUUGCAAAUGCCGAAGUGAAAAGGACUCAAGACCCAAAUACCAUUUUCCGAGGAAACUCUUUGACUUCCAAGUGCAUUGAUGAGACGAUGAAGCUGGCAGGGAUGCACUAUCUCCAGGUCACCCUGAAGCCCAUUAUAGAGGAGAUAUGCCAAAGCCACAAAUCUUGUGAAAUUGACCCUGUAAAAUUAAAAGAUGGCGAAAACCUUGAAAACAACAUGGAAAACCUGAGGCAGUACGUGGACCGCAUCUUUAAUGUGAUCACCAAGUCUGGGGUGAGCUGCCCAACCGUCAUGUGCGAUAUUUUCUUCUCCCUGAGGGAGUCGGCUGCCAAGCGCUUCCAAGAUGACCUGGAUGUGAGGUACACCGCUGUGAGCAGCUUCAUUUUCCUGAGAUUCUUCGCUCCCGCCAUUCUCUCCCCCAAUCUGUUCCAGCUCACCCCUCACCACACGGACCCACAGACUUCUAGAACUUUGACGCUUAUCUCAAAGACUAUUCAAACUCUGGGCAGCUUAUCCAAAUCAAAAUCUGCCAGUUUUAAGGAGUCCUACAUGGCUACGUUUUAUGAAUUCUUCAAUGAGCAGAAAUAUGCUGAUGCAGUAAAAAAUAAACAAGCACAGAGCUCCCAGGAUUGUCACAGAAGAGCUGAAUUCUCUGGAGCCCCCGUCCCUUCCUUCUUUAAUGUAUCAACAAGAAGACACAAAUUCUUAGAUUUGAUUUCGUCUUCGGGGAGAAGAGACCACAAGAGCAUAGAGCAGCCCAUCUUGCUUAAAGAAGGGUUCAUGAUUAAGAGGGCGCAAGGAAGAAAGCGCUUUGGAAUGAAGAAUUUUAAGAAAAGAUGGUUCCGCCUGACAAACCACGAAUUUACCUAUCAGAAAAGCAAAGGUAACAAGAAAGGCGACCAGCCUCUGUACAGCAUUCCUAUCGAGAACAUUCUGGCAGUGGAGAAAUUGGAGGAGGAGUCCUUCAAAAUGAAAAAUAUGUUCCAGGUCAUUCAGCCAGAGAGAGCGCUGUACAUCCAGGCCAACAACUGCGUGGAGGCCAAGGACUGGAUUGACAUCCUCACCAAAGUCAGCCAGUGCAACAAAAAGCGCCUCACCGUGUACCACCCCUCUGCCUACCUGAACGGCCACUGGCUAUGCUGCAAGGCCUCCUCGGACUCAACGCCUGGCUGCACCCCCUGCACUGGUGGCCUUCCGGCAAACAUCCAGCUUGACAUUGAUGGGGACCGGGAGACAGAGCGUAUCUAUUCGCUGUUUAACCUGUAUAUGAAUAAGCUGGAGAAAAUGCAAGAGGCCUGUGGGAGCAAAUCUGUGUAUGACGGGCCCGAGCAGGAAGAGUACUCGACGUUCCUCAUUGACGACCCUCAGGAGACCUACAAGACACUAAAGCAGAUCAUCGCUGGGGUGGGGGCUUUGGAGCAGGAACAUGCUCAGUAUAAACGGGACAAAUUCAAGAAGACAAAAUACGGGAGCCAGGAACACCCCAUUGGAGACAAGAGUUUCCAAAGCUACAUCAGACAGCAGUCUGAGGUUUCCACUCAUUCCAUUUAGAGCCUGCGGGACGUCCCAGGAUGGCGCUGAUGAGUUAACCACAGAAAGCCCAACUCUUUGGAAAGGAGAAAAGAGAGAGAAAAGAGAAGUGGGCAGAACAAGCAAAGGGAAUCCACAUUUCAUCCAAGUGUAUAGAUAAUAAGUGUCAGCCCCGAAGCUGUUGAGACUUGUGUUGUUUUUUCCUCUCUCCAGGAACUGUUACAAUAGUUGCUAUGCACUUUAUUCAUCUGGCAUUGACAGGUGACCCGAACUCUGCCUUUCUGGCAUGUGCGUUGUCGGUUGUGUUUUGUUUUGAAAUUUGCUUUGGUUUCUUGGGAAUCUAGCGAUCAGUUCAAUGAUCAAGAUGCAUGGACUUUCCUGUGACAACACCCCAGCAGUCCUCCCCCCUAGAGAAACCAAGUACGCCCUUGUUGAGCUGAUUAACAAGACGGCGUUAUUCCAUAGAGCCGGACACUUUUUGUUUCACGUGCAGUUUUGCUGUUGCUGGUCUCUGUACGGUUGCCCUGCACCUGUGUAGUCCUUUAGGCCAUCUGCUUUUAACACGUUUGGUGAUGUUAAGGGUAUUAUUCUUUUCCUAUGAGCCUGCUGUCCUGAGUUGCUGAAGGGCAGGCGGGGAAAGACAGCCUCUUGGUUUCCGCUGUCUGAUGCUGGUUUUGUUCCCAACCGAAGGAUCACCUUUGUGGCUGGGAUGUGCAGAACUGCAUAGAAAUCCCACUUUGAGGAUGCUCUUCAUCUUUUGGGAAUACGGGCUUCCUCCUACAGAGAGCUCCUGGCCUUUGACUUGUGUUGGGAUCUAUGACGACUUCGAAAUGAUUAAGACUUGGGAAAGCGAAAGAUGCGGAUUUCCAGUCUUCUCUUCGCGUCUAUUGCUGCAACUGCCUCAGUGGGGAUUAGAACCCCUGCCACGCCGACUGCUCUAAGACAUGCUCCCCACAGCCUGCGGAUGCCUGUGGAGUCAGGCCAACUGGGGCUGAGGAGCUGGGUGUCUGCUGACUCCCUGACUCCAAGCACAGAGCUGUUCUGCUGUUGGAUGGAAUUUAAAACUAAAGCCCAUAUGUUUGCCACCACUUAUGGAAGCUUGGGGGAAGAUUUUUUAAACAGAAAUGUGCAUUUUUCAAGCUGUUUUUCUUAAUGUUUUUAAAAGACCAUUUUUAAUGAGCUCUUUGAUAUAAAACUUCUACUCAUUAAAGGGGGGAUGACAGAGUAGGAUGGAUAAAAAGGGGAUGGAUUGUGUAUCUCAUGAAUACCAGCUAAAGGUCUUCAAGAGAAAUUGAAGAAGGCAACAAGCUCCAUAAGCUUGAAAUGUUGGGGCCUUAGAUGGUCCAGACUUUCCUCUCGGGGUCCCAUGAACAAUACUUUGCCUCUAACUCCAGGAAGCCCUCCCAAGAAGCUCUGGGGCUCUGGAAGCUGGGAUUGGGGAGGGAGUCACCUAGGACCAGAAAAAAGCGGGCAAGUCGCAACAUAUUCGACUUGCUCUCCAGCUGUUCGCUGAAGAAACUUCUUCCAAAAGCAGACCUCCUCACAGGGUAUACAGCGGGCGGCUCAGCAGGCUGGGGCUUAGGAAGCACUGUUUAAACCAAUAGUAAGAUGUAGCCUUGUCAUGACUUCUCCCUGUUCUUGUUUGGAAAUACUGUAGUUCAGACUCUUAAUCUAGAUGGCAAAUAGUCACAUUAUUUGUUGUCACGAAAACAGUCGUGGAAAACAUUGCAGAAGAUCAAAUUGGGGACACACAGCUACUAGGCUGCCACUGAACUGCAAUUUUUAACAUGGAUUUGUAACUUAAUAUUUCUGUUUAUAAAAUACUAAUGAUUUGUGAUGUAUUUUACUGGCCAAUUAAAACAGAUGUUUUAUUCUUUCU
Molecule: messenger RNA, 5844 nt
Organism: Loxodonta africana (African savanna elephant)
Lineage: Eukaryota; Metazoa; Chordata; Mammalia; Proboscidea; Elephantidae
Gene: RASA3
Product: RAS p21 protein activator 3
Exons: 23
Coding region: 1641-3986 (781 amino acids)
Biological process (GO): regulation of GTPase activity; intracellular signal transduction; negative regulation of Ras protein signal transduction
Molecular function (GO): GTPase activator activity
Source: RefSeq, a predicted model, not a curated record